This is a messenger RNA of Thalassophryne amazonica, 759 nucleotides long. Its product is annotated as histone H1-like. Bases 113 to 706 code for a protein of 197 amino acids. Gene Ontology annotation, cellular component: nucleosome. Gene Ontology annotation, biological process: nucleosome assembly. The record is from RefSeq and is a predicted model, not a curated record. Lineage: Eukaryota; Metazoa; Chordata; Actinopteri; Batrachoidiformes; Batrachoididae. The transcript has a single exon. Gene Ontology annotation, molecular function: DNA binding; structural constituent of chromatin.
AUGGAUUGAGUCUCCACGGUUCUCAUGGAGGCUUCAAGUACAGCCUCCUGCUCCGGAAUCUCCAACAGUCCGUCAAACUCUCCUUGUGCUUUGCAACGUUCAGAGACGACAAAUGGCAGAAGAAGCUCCAGCUGCCGCCGCUCCGGCUAAGGUUCCCAAGAAGAAGCCUGCCAAAGCCAAGAAGGUGGGCCCCAGCGUUAGCGACCUCAUCGUUCAAACUGUGACGGCGUCCAAGGAGCGGAAAGGUGUGUCUUUAGCUGCCCUCAAAAACGCUCUGGCUGCCGGCGGCUACGACGUCAAGAAGAACAAUGCUCGUGUCAAGGUGGCCGUCAAGAGUCUGGUGACUAAAGGCAAGCUUGUCCAGACCAAAGGCUCCGGGGCGUCCGGCUCAUUCAAGUUGGGCAAAGACACCAAGACUAAACCGGCUGCCAAGAAAAGUGCUCCCAAAGCUAAGAAGGCCACCGCCAAGAAACCAGCAGCGGCCAAGAAACCCAAGAAAGUUGCAGCAACAAAAAAGCCUGCCGCCGCCAAGAAGUCCCCGAAGAAGGUGAAGAAGCCUGUAGCGGCAAAGAAAGCAGCCAAGAGUCCGAAGAAGACACCCAAGAGUCCGAAGAAGGCCACGAAAAAGCCCGCUGCAGCCAAGAAAGCUCCAGCAAAGAAGGCCGUCAAACCCAAAACUAAGAAGGCAGCGCCCAAGAAAAAGUGAGCUGUCAAUCAUGUCCUACAAAAGGCUCUUUUAAGAGCCACCCACAUUACUGA